AAGGCAGCUGUGACCGCCGGCGAUGUGUGUGUGCUGAAGCGGUGCCAGCAGCAUGGCGGUCAAGAUCUGAAGGAGAAGAAGGGAACCAAAAGGAAAGCAGAGGAGGCACCAGAAGGCGACGAAUCUCCACUGGAGGUCUGCUCCAUCAGAAGGAAAACAGCCGGGAUCGACUGCUCUGAGUUGGGGCAGGGAGCCACACCGGCGACGGCGGCGGCAGCCAGGCGCGAGGAGGCUCCGGAGAGAAAGAUGACGAGGCUGCCGCAGGAGGAGGUGGAUUCCAUCCUAACCAAGGAGAUGGAUGACGACUCUCUCCCUCCCGAGUACAAGGCCCUGAAGCGCCACAACCCUGCCCUGAUUCCUUCGCCGGAAGAGGAGAUGGACGAGGACGUGGUGAGCUUCUACAACGUCGUGCGCUUUUUCUACGAGAUUGGAGAGGAUUUCAGGGAAUUCCAGGCCUGGGUCCGCACCGAGUACGCCAAGAAUGGCUACGUCGAGGUGGAUGAUGAGUACCUGCGCCAUCAACAGGAGAUGGAAGCAAUGAACGAAGCAGCACGCAAGGAGGCACUCAAAGCCUUCGAUUUUUCAGACUUGCUCGACUUCUGAUUUGGUGCAGCAUCAGCCUGUGAUGAUUGUAGAUGGAGUUCAUUUUCUCCAGUAUUAUCAUCCAACGACUGUAUUAUGCAACCAAUGUAAUAAGAACUCACUUUGUCGAGUAUUCGAUUCUCUUCUUACAAAUCAGAAGGCAAAAGGGUGAGAUUGUUUCAAAUUCAGGAGUUAAGUAGAAACUGAAGCGUAUCAUGUUAAAAGGGAGGCUAAUGACACCGUAUUAUGCGGCCAAAUUAGCUUCUCCGGCUAAUGUUGUAAAGACCUGGAUGUAUCAGGUUCCUGAACCUUUGUAUGACUGUGUUCAGCUUGACA
Triticum aestivum (bread wheat) is the source of this 918-nucleotide messenger RNA. RefSeq lists its product as uncharacterized. Lineage: Eukaryota; Viridiplantae; Streptophyta; Magnoliopsida; Poales; Poaceae. The record is from RefSeq and is a predicted model, not a curated record.